UUAAUAUGUUAUUAAUAUUGAACAUAGAAAGCAAAGAAAGCUGGUUUACCCUUGAGAGUCAACGCCUCUGCAACUGCCAACUUGCUCUGUUCUCGCGUCGUGUUUCCAUGGCACAGAUGCUGGGUUCCGCUGAUUCUGCAAAUAUGAAAGUCUCAGUCUUUACAUCACAGGACUUGAAAGCAUUUACCGACAAUUUCAACGGCAAGAACCUGAUCGGAAUCACUCACUCCGGCAUGUUAUACAGAGGACAGCUCCGAUCAUCUUGGUCGACUGCAGAAGAAGCUCGAAAUGUUACAGUGAAAAUAUGGGAUCAAAAACCAGAGUUCGCAUGCGAAUGCUUGGUUCGAGUGAGUCGUCAAAUUUUGAGUUAUACCCUCCAUUUGCAGACACAAUUGGCGGUGUUUCUUUCCAAGCUUAAAAUUUGUUUUACGUCUUCUCAGGAAGAAGUGAAGUUAUUGACACAGCCAUCUCUAAAAGGGCAUCCCAGUUUUGCAAAUUUGGUUGGUUAUUGCUGUGAGGAUGAAGUGAAGGGUGUCGUUUAUGAUCUCAAUCCAUUGGGUUUCUUGCAAAAUCUUAUGACAAGAGAUAACUUUAAUUGGCUUCAAAGAGUUGAUGUAAUUCUCGAACUUGCUCGGCUGCUGGACUUCAUUCACUGGCAGGAAAAGCCAAGCCUGGCCUUCGAUUUUAGAGCAUCAAAUAUACUGCUAGAUUGGGAAUGCAAGCCGAAACUAUGCGGGUUCGCGCCGAAUAGCAACGAGACAGUUAGUGACCUCAAUAAACCAUACAAGUUUGCACAAAUUCCUUCUGGCUAUUCUCAUCCAUCUAUAAGAGGUGGGAGUCGAGGGAAAAUGAGCUCUGACGUAUAUUCCUUGGGGGAAAUUCUGCUUGGACUUAUAGCCAAGAGAGAUUUAGAACAUGAGAAACUGGAAAAACAAGAUCAUCACCAGGUUGUGAACAGCCUAGUGAGCAUUUGGGCAAAGAAUGAAUACAGACCAAAUGCCUCGCUUGUCCACGAAACCUUGCAGGAAGACUGGGGUUACAACGCUGAAGAGGGAGUCAGAAUUACAGAGCUAGCAAUGCACUGUAUAGAAUUCUUUCCAAGCAAUCGUCCGAGCACAAAGCAAGUCCUUCAGCAUCUUGAAGGCUUGCAAGUUGCCCAACGUCUUACCGAUGUCAGACCCAGAAAAAAGGAAAGAAAAUUCUGUGGCAUAUGAAAUCAUCUUUUUUAUUAUUUACCAGUCAAGUUCAGCAGAUAGUCAUGGAGUUUAAUAGCACUCACUAGUUUUCAGCUUUCUCUCAACAAAGCAGAAAGUUGUCUAACAUGAGAGCUGCAAAUACAGAUCUAUCAUUAUUCAUAACCUAUGUUAUAGUUUUACCCGUUCAACAUAGCUUAAGGAUGUAAUUGAAAAUCAAUUGCAAUCCCAGAAUUUCAUUUUUAACACUCUGUUUGUGUCUUCCAUCCUGUUUAAAGACAGCUUUCCACACUAACUACCAACUAAUUUGAGCAAAAAUAACUAUUCUUUUCAGGAAGAACCUUUCACUUUCAUCAGAUGUACAUCCUCUCUCAUCUUAACGCCUAAACGUUGGAUAAAAGUGACAAUAUCUGUGAAAAUUGGCAACAGAUGAAAUAUGACUUCAGAAGUCAAAUCAGAGGGUAAUCUUAAAAGCUUGUCUGUUAGGCUUGUAGAGA
This is a messenger RNA of Momordica charantia (bitter melon), 1690 nucleotides long. NCBI's taxonomy places the organism in Eukaryota, Viridiplantae, Streptophyta, Magnoliopsida, Cucurbitales, Cucurbitaceae. The record is from RefSeq and is a predicted model, not a curated record.